CUCCGCGGUACCGCCGGCGGCGGCAGGGAUCGGGCGGGUGAGGGGGCGUCGCUCGUCCGAGGCAUUGCUUUGCUGCGUGAGGGGUGAAAAGGGCGAGCACAGCUGGCUUGGCGGGCUGCAGGGCGCUUUUUGCAUUGAUAUUGGUGAAAUGAGUCUUGUGUGUGCACAUGUCAGACUGCACCUCCUCCCCUGCCUUGGGCAGUGUCUUCACUGUAUAACUGCAUGACUCUUCCACACUGAGACUUCUACCCUCUUUGGCCUUCACUGCUUCUCUGCCACACACCUCUGCAGGGCAGAACUCCUAAUGUCAGGAGCCUAAGAGGCUAAAGGUGCAUGAAAGCUACCUUGUUCCCACUAUGUUGGCUUGAAGAAUCUGAGGUAAACUAACAUAGGAAUGCUACAGGUAUAAGCAACUGAGGACAACACUUCUUGCUGUCUGGAGAUGGAAAACAACAUAAUUGCUAUCGCUUGUGAAGAACUUGAAGAGCUAAGAGAAGCAUUCAGUAAAAUAGAUAUUGACAACAGUGGGUAUGUCAGUGAUUAUGAGCUUCAGGACCUGUUUAAAGAAGCAAGUCUGCCCCUGCCUGGUUACAAAGUCCGGGAGAUUGUAGAAAAAGUCAUUGUGGUGACAGACAGCAACAAGGAUGGGAAAAUCAACUUUGAAGAGUUUGUCUCUAUAAUUCAGGAAUUGAAAAGUAAAGAUGUUAGCAAAUCUUUCCGAAAAUCAAUAAACAAAAAGCAAGGUAUUACAGCAAUUGGAGGUACAUCAGCUAUAUCUAGUGAGGGAACACAGCACUCUUAUUCAGAGGAAGAAAAAGUUGCCUUUGUUAAUUGGAUAAAUAAAGCUCUACAAGAUGACCCAGACUGUAAGCACCUCCUACCUAUGAACCCAUCAGAUGCUAGUCUCUUUAAAUCCCUUGCAGAUGGCAUUCUUCUUUGCAAAAUGAUCAACUUUUCACAACCAAAUACAAUCGAUGAAAGGGCUAUUAAUAAGAAGAAACUCACUUCUUUCACUGUUUCUGAGAACCUAAACCUGGCUCUGAAUUCAGCUUCUGCUAUUGGCUGUACUGUUGUCAAUAUUGGAUCACAAGAUUUGAAAGAAGGAAAACCACACUUGGUAUUGGGACUCCUGUGGCAGAUCAUUAAAGUUGGUCUGUUUGCUGAUAUUGAGAUCUCCAGAAAUGAAGCUCUUAUUGCCUUGCUAAAUGAAAAGGAAGAACUAGAUCAGUUAAUGAAGCUUUCCCCAGAAGAGCUCUUGCUACGUUGGGUGAACUACCACAUGGCCAACGCAGGGUGGCUGAAAAUCAGUAACUUCAGCCAAGACAUUAAGGAUUCAAGAGUAUAUUACCAUCUGCUACAUCAGAUUGCACCCAAAGGAGAUGACCCUGAUAAAUUGCCUGUUAAAAUUGACUUUUCAGGAUUUCAUGAUAAAAAUGACUUGAGGAGGGCUGAACACAUGCUCCAACAGGCAGAUAAAUUGAGUUGCAGACAGUUUGUAACUCCAGCUGAUGUGGUUGCAGGCAACCCUAAACUCAAUUUGGCUUUUGUUGCAAAUCUCUUUAACACAUAUCCAGCCCUACACAAGCCUGAUAAUUCAUCUUAUGAUCUCAGUUUAUUAGAAGAUUUGACCCCUCCUAAUGUAGGAGAGAGUAAGGAAGAAAGGACUUUCAGAAACUGGAUGAACUCCCUGGGUGUAAGCCCUUAUGUUAACCAUUUAUACAGCGACCUCUCGGACGCUUUGAUAAUCUUCCAACUGUACGACCUGAUCCGUGUGCCUGUUGACUGGAACCACAUCAACAAACCUCCCUACCCAUUACUAGGUGGCAAUAUGAAAAAGAUUGAGAAUUGCAAUUAUGCAGUAGAACUUGGGAAGACUAAAGCCAGAUUCUCACUGGUUGGUAUUGCUGGACAUGACCUAAAUGAGGGUAAUCCAACUUUGACUUUGGCUUUGAUAUGGCAGCUGAUGAGAAGGUACACUCUGAAUGUACUAUCAGACCUCGGAGAGGGGGAAAAAGUAAAUGAUGAUGUUAUUAUGAAGUGGGUGAAUCAGUCACUUGCAAAAGCAAAUAAGAAAACUUCAAUUACAAGUUUCAAGGACAGAUCAAUUAGCACCAGUUUACCUGUACUAGAUUUAAUAGAUGCCAUUGCACCAAAAGCAGUUCGUCCAGAAAUGGUCAAGAGAGAAGAUCUUUCUUAUGAAGAUAAAUUGAAUAAUGCUAAAUAUGCCAUUUCAGUUGCUCGGAAAAUUGGUGCUCGUAUAUAUGCUCUCCCAGAUGAUCUGGUGGAAGUGAAGCCAAAAAUGGUGAUGACAGUGUUUGCAUGUUUGAUGGGAAGAGGACUGAACAAAAUCAAGUAAUGAAAAUAUGGAACAGAACUUUCUGCCAUGUUAUGCACAAUGACUGCCUCGCCGUUUACAGAGUUCUGAAGUUGAGCAUGAGAGAACUUGUGUGCACACAUGUACUCCUGAGCAUGAGAGAACUUGUGUGCACAAAUGUACUCCUGAGCAUGAGAGAACUUGUGUGCACAAAUGUACUCGCUCUAAACACUGUUAGAAUGUGUUUUAGGUAAAAUCUGAUUCGGUUUCAUAGCACAUUGAUCACUUAUGGAUAGUGUUUUCAGAAUCUAUUAAUCACCGAAUUAGCAGCACAGAUUUGUAUUGUUUAAAAACCACCCCACAGCAUAUUAAUCAAGCUGCAUUUCUAUCAGUUUCUCUAGGAUUGUGAGAAUCUGCAUCAUUUUACUUAACGUUAUUUCAAGACCUGUUUUGAAACAUUGUUUGAUUCCUAUGGGUGUCACUUACAUGUUGUCAUCCAAGUCUCAAGGUGCAUUCCAAUCCUGUUGCAUUACUCCUGACUGCGUGACAGGUAUUGUCUUUGCCUUACUCUUGGAGGGCUUCACUCCUGUUGAAGUCAAUGAGUCACACAAUUGAUUUUGGUGGAAGCAGGUGAAGGUCUAUGGGAAUGUCUGAAAACUAAUGAAUAUUGAUAAACUGGUGAAAUGUUUUUAGUGGGAAUAAUCUUUAAGUAUGUGUAGUGGCUUUGCUCUGUUACUGAUGAGAAACUUUGCUGGUUUUUUCUUAAGAUACAGACUGCAAAAUAGUAACCAGAAAGAUAAUUCUGUCAUCAUCAGGUCUGCAAAUGCAGUAGGUUUUCAGUUCAACUAAGAGUCUGAUUCCCCCCCCCCUCCUUUUUUUCAUAAAAUACUGUGUAAAGAGAACAGCCAAGAGCUGGCCAGUCCCAGUCUGGGAGUUAACAUUAAGGUAUUGCAUUUCUAUAGAUUACUCCUUUUGAUUUUCCUAAAAAGUGUAUAUUGUGUGCAGAGAUUUUGUCUAGAAAGAGGAGUUUGUAAUUAUUUAUUAAAGUAUUUAUACUCCUCCCUCUGCAGCUGUA
This is a messenger RNA of Pogoniulus pusillus (Red-fronted tinkerbird), 3389 nucleotides long. It is a transcript of the gene PLS1, whose product is annotated as plastin 1. Gene Ontology annotation, cellular component: cytoplasm; actin filament; actin filament bundle. The record is from RefSeq and is a predicted model, not a curated record. The transcript has 19 exons. Bases 443 to 2356 code for a protein of 637 amino acids. Lineage: Eukaryota; Metazoa; Chordata; Aves; Piciformes; Lybiidae. Gene Ontology annotation, molecular function: calcium ion binding; actin filament binding. Gene Ontology annotation, biological process: actin filament network formation; actin filament bundle assembly.